Messenger RNA from Closterium sp. Naga37s-1, 2094 nucleotides. Lineage: Eukaryota; Viridiplantae; Streptophyta; Zygnematophyceae; Desmidiales; Closteriaceae. The record is from the annotation of a GenBank genome assembly.
AUGCUCAAACUGUUUUGGAAAAGGAUGGACGAGGCGGCGGAGGGAGUAGGAGUGGGAGGGGGUGCCGGACACAAGGAAGGAGGCGAGGGGGUGCCACGCGUCGUGGUUGAGUACUGCUACGAGGAGGAGGAGGAGAUCGAGGAGGAUACAUCGAGGCAAGCUCAGCACGGGGUGAGCGGCCCGGGCGGCAAUGCGGACGAGCAGGAGGGCUCGAGCUCGGAAUCGAGCUCCGGCUUGAGCUCGAGCGAUGAGUCGAUCGAGCAUGACGGCGAGGGUUUAGGGUUACAUCCAGGCUGGACGGAGCGUACGGAGAAGCACGGAGUGGCGCUCAGGGAGCGGGUGGACGAGCAGCAGGCGACGGGGGACGAUUGGGAUGUCAAAGAGCAGGAGGGCGGAGCGGCUGGGCAGGAUUUUGGGACAGGAGUGCAGCAGCAGGAGGGCGGGGCGGCUGCGCAGGAGGGCGGGGCGGCUGCGCAGGAGGGUGGGGUCGGAGGGCAGCAGCAGGAGGGCAUGGUGGCUGCGCAGGAGGGUGGAGCGGGAGGGCAGGAGCAGGAGGGCGGGGAGGCUGCGCAGGAGCGACUCGUCGCAGUAAGAUGGAGACACCGCACAGCCAGUGGCAGCGGACAGGCGGGCCCUUCGACGGCAGGCCAUUCGACGUCGGCCAUUGCAUCCAGAGACCAGGUCAUCAAGCUACUGCGGAGGGUCGCGGAGGUCGAGGCGUCGCAGAAGAAGCUCGUCGCCGACGUAUUUGCGAAGCACAGUGAGCAAGCCGCUGUUUUCAACAAGCUUGCUGGGGAUUUUUGGACGGCCUCGAAUAUGAUUUCAGAGUCGUCGAAGAGCACGCUGAAGCAGUGUAGCGAUGCCGUAAAAGGUGUCACGGAGGAGAGGAAGCUGUUGGAAGGGGCACGCUCGAAGCUCGACGAGAUGAGCGGGAAAAUCAUCGAGGGGGUGGCAGCCGCUAUCACAAAAGCGAGCGAGGACGCCGUCGAGAAGCAGCUCAAGCUUGUCGAGGAGCAGCUGGUUGCUUCGGUCGUGAAGGGUAUUGAGAAAGCCAUCAAGGAGGACUUGUUCUACUCCACCCUCCCGCCCGAGAGCAUGAAGGAGCUGAAGGACGUUGUGAGAGAAAGCUACCAAGAAGCUAAAGCUAGCAGAUUGGAAGUCCUCACCGAAGCGAUGGCGAGAGGGUUUCGGGGCUCGGCGGGCCCGUCGACGAGGUCGCGUCAGGAGGAGGGGGUGGCUGGUGUUCACAGCGGGGUUGAGCGUCGAGUUCAUGAGCGCUCGGUUCCUCCUUGUUCUUCGGUGGAAGGACAUGUCGGCAGCCCGGUAGCAUCCCCACCGUCGCGUGCCCGUCAAACCGUCAGCAAGUCCGUCAAGGACAAGGAUGUCAUCGUACUCAACCAAUCGCCCCAUCAGCAGACCUCCGAAGCGGCACCGAAGCCUCCGCCUGAUGCUUUUGCUCCGCUACGGGACAUGCUGCAGGGCCUCGGGAAAAAGGGUGGGAAAGGAGUGGUUGUGGGGGAGAAAAGUGGUGCCCCAAUCGGCCAGGUUGCCUCAGCCGGGAAAGGAGCCGUGGAAAGCGAGGUGCCCCUACCCCGUCCGGCGGCGCUGCGGGGAAAGGAGCGGGGGAGAAACGGGGCUGUGACAAAGUCGACGAAGCGGGCUGCAGAGGCAACAGAGAGCAGUGACGUCGAGAAGGCGUCUACCGUCGUUGCUGCUCGACACGAAAAGUCGAAAAAGCCCAAGGUGAUCGGCUACGCCCCACCUCCUCUGCCGGACGACCAAGGCAAGACGAGAGGCUGCAAAGCUCCCUUCAAAGGACCGGGCAUGAUGUCGCGCAAGGGGAAGCCGGUUUCCGAGCAGACCGUAGGCUCGAGGAAGCGGUUCCUGGGCACUUUUGAAACGGAGGCGGACCAGAAGUUUUGUACGGCCAUCUGCUGGCGCGUGUACUUCCCCGACAUAGACCUCAAGGAGUACGAGGGGUUCACGGCGCAGGAUGAGAAGGACUGGAAGGCCUAUCUCGAUGCAGCAGCGCGUAUGCCCACCGGCGUUUGGAGCGUUGCGCAAGAACAAGGGGAAUGUCGUUUCGACGAGUGA